AUGCAUCCUAUAAGAUCAGUAAGAAGGAACGAUGGGCAGAACCAUGCUGCUGAUUCACCACCUGCUCCAAGGAGAAACAAUCGUGCGAAUGUGGAUAAUGGAAACCAUCCACCGACCCCUCCACAGCCACCAACAUCAUUGACGGUCUACCCAGAAGAUGUAGACAGGCUUGAGCCACUUUAUGAAAGGUUUCGGAAGCAGCAUCCUCUAGACUUUGAAGGAAUUAGUGAACCGAUCAUAUCAGAAUCAUGGAUAAGUCGAAUAAGAUCAAUCCUAGAUUUCAUGCGGGUUGUGGGUAAUGACAGGGUAGCUUGUGUUACCCAUAUGAUAAGGAAGGAUGUGAGGAUAUGGUGCGAGGUGGUGGAGCAGAUCAGAGAUGUCGCUAGGAUGGCGUGGGAUGAGUUUUGUGAGGUGUUUGAGAAUAAGUACUAUAAUGUUGUGGUACAUUCAUUAAAGGUUAAUGAGUUCAUUGGGCUGGUGCAAGGAAAUUUGACAAUAACAAAAUAUGCCCAAAAAUUUGAUCGACUCGCUAAGUUUGCAUUCGAUCAAGUACGUACAGACGUGGCUAGCAAAGAUCGUUUCUUGAGAGGGAUUAAACCUAUGAUAGCCUGUGAUGUUGAAAUAGUUUCUACUGGGGGAGCUAAUACUUACGCCCAGGUUGUGGAGAGGGAACUCACUGCUGAAAUGUUGGAAGACAGACUUGGGAAGGAUGGAGCUGCCAGAAGAGAUGCCAAAAGUAAUGCUUCCAACAACAAUAAUGACCAGAAAAGGAAGUUUAGUGAAGGGUUAGGGCCAUAUGAGGCAGAUAAGAAAGCCAAGGAUGAAAAGGGUAAUAAAAAUGGAGGAAAUGGAAAAACUCAUCCUGAGUGUCCUAAGUGCAAGAAGCGACAUCAACGAGAAUGUCAUGCUAAGGCAUGCUACCAAUGUGGAAAGGAGGGCCACAUCAAGAGGAACUUCCCAUAUUGGGGUACAUCAAGAGUGUAUUUGUCAAAUGUACAUGUAGCCAAACCUUUGGGGAUUAUGGACUUUUGA
Messenger RNA from Humulus lupulus (European hop), 1032 nucleotides. RefSeq lists its product as uncharacterized. The record is from RefSeq and is a predicted model, not a curated record. The coding region runs from base 1 to 1032 and encodes 343 amino acids. The transcript is spliced from 2 exons. NCBI's taxonomy places the organism in Eukaryota, Viridiplantae, Streptophyta, Magnoliopsida, Rosales, Cannabaceae. Gene Ontology annotation, molecular function: zinc ion binding; nucleic acid binding.